AUGAGCUGGAGCUUCCUCACCCGGCUGCUGGAGGAGAUCCACAACCACUCCACCUUCGUGGGGAAGCUGUGGCUGACGGUGCUCAUCGUCUUCCGCAUCGUGCUGACCGCCGUGGGCGGCGAGUCCAUCUACUACGACGAGCAGAGCAAGUUCGUCUGCAACUCGGGCCAGCCGGGCUGUGAGAAUGUCUGCUAUGACGCCUUCGCGCCCCUCUCGCACGUGCGCUUCUGGGUCUUCCAGAUCAUCCUGGUGGCCAUGCCCUCGCUCAUGUACCUGGGCUAUGCCAUCAACAAGAUUGCCCGGCUGGAGGAGGGCAAGGUCGGUGGGGGCGGUGGCAGUGGCCCGUCCGGCGGCUUCACUCACAGGAGGCCGCGAAAGAUCUUCUUUGGCGGGCGCGGUCAGCACCGGGGCAUCGAGGAGACGGAGGACGACCAGGAGGACGACCCCAUGAUCUACGAGGUGCCGGAGAUGGAGAGCCGCAUGGAGGCGCCGCCGCCCCGCCGGAGACCCAGGACCCGGCACGACGGGCGCAGGCGCAUCCGGGAGGACGGGCUGAUGCGCAUCUACGUGCUGCAGCUGGUGACGCGCACGGCGCUGGAGGUCAGCUUCCUGCUGGGCCAGUACGCCCUGUACGGCUUCGCCGUGCCGCCCGUCUUCGUCUGCUCCUUCAAGCCCUGCCCGCACAGCGUGGACUGCUUCGUGUCGCGGCCCACCGAGAAGACCAUCUUCCUGCGCAUCAUGUACGGCGUGACGGCGCUCUGCCUGGUGCUCAACGUGUGGGAGAUGCUGCACCUGGGCGUGGGCACCAUCUGCGACAUCCUGCGCAGGCGGCGAGGCCUGGCCCGCGAGGACGAGUACCAGCUGGGCUCCCUCGGGCGGGGGGUGGGCGUCGGGGGCCCCGGGGGGCCCGGGGGCGAGGCCGGGGCCGGAGGGGUGGAGGGGGACUACUCCGGCUAUGCCUUCUCCUGGAACGCCCCCUCGGCGCCGCCGGGCUACAACAUCGUGGUGAAGCCGGAACAGCUGCAGUACACCGACCUGAGCAACGCCAAAAUGGCCUGCAAGCAGAACCGGGCCAACAUCGCCCAGGAGGAGCAGCAGCAGUUCGGCAGCAACGAGGACAACUUCCUGACGGGGGAGGCGCGCGUGGUGCUGCAGAAGGAGAUCCAGCAGGCCCAGGACCAGCUGGAGGCUGCCAUACAGGCCUACAGCCACCAGCAGGACAGCAGCGAGAAGCUCCAGAGCAACAUCCCGCAGCCAGACCGGGACCGCAAGCACCGCUCCGGCUCCAAGCACGGCAGCAGCAAAGGUGGAGAGGGAGGCGGCAGCAGCAGCAACAGCAGCAGCAGUAAGUCUGUGGAGUGCAAGCCGUCUGUGUGGAUUUGAACCCGGGUCACCUCACUUACCCUCCCUCUGAAGGACGUAUGGACAAACCUCUCUGCCGAAUUCUGUUACACACAUAUUCACAUCCACAAACACACACCGACACACACUUAUGUUGUGUGCAUCAAAAAUACAGUA
This is a messenger RNA of Megalops cyprinoides (Indo-Pacific tarpon), 1518 nucleotides long. It is a transcript of the gene gjc1, whose product is annotated as gap junction protein gamma 1. The record is from RefSeq and is a predicted model, not a curated record. Gene Ontology annotation, cellular component: connexin complex. Gene Ontology annotation, biological process: cell communication. The transcript has a single exon. NCBI's taxonomy places the organism in Eukaryota, Metazoa, Chordata, Actinopteri, Elopiformes, Megalopidae. The coding region runs from base 1 to 1383 and encodes 460 amino acids.